This is a messenger RNA of Notothenia coriiceps (black rockcod), 1658 nucleotides long. RefSeq names its product lamin-B receptor-like. Gene Ontology annotation, molecular function: Delta14-sterol reductase activity. Bases 429 to 1658 code for a protein of 409 amino acids. Lineage: Eukaryota; Metazoa; Chordata; Actinopteri; Perciformes; Nototheniidae. The record is from RefSeq and is a predicted model, not a curated record. The transcript is spliced from 9 exons. Gene Ontology annotation, biological process: cholesterol biosynthetic process. Gene Ontology annotation, cellular component: nuclear inner membrane.
ACCUCACUGCAGAAGCUUAUAUAUAGACAUCUAAGUUUUCUGUGCCCCACCACUUUUGUACAUAUAGAAACGCCACUGAGCAGGAGUAACAGUGACUCAGAUGCUACACUGGAACACAGAGCUCCUGUUCUUUGCAUCCUGUGUCAUCGCUCUCUUGAUAUCUUACACACAAGAUAAUAAUAAGACUUACAAUGACAUUUCUAUUUUGUUUUAAGUUAUCAGUUCAAUUAGUACAGCUAGUAAGCUGAGGUGUGUCGUUUCAUAGAACUCCUGGUCACCUUUAAAAUCACCCCAGUACGAUGAGGACAGAAGCCUCCAAUAAACACAGACCAGUGACAUUAUCAAGUGGCUCCAUAUAUUUUAGCAUGCAUGUGUUAACUCCAACUACACUUAACAAAAUGUGUUUGUGUCUCUAGCUGAGCGAGGGCAUGCCGCUGCGCUCUGGGGAGAGGCUGAAGUACAGAACCAAUGGUUUCUUUGCCAUGGUGGUGAGUUGUGUGGCAGUAGCAGCAGCGGUGCAGCAAGGUGCUGACCUCACAUACAUCCACAGCCACUUCCUGCAGCUGGCUGUGGCCUCCUUCCUGAUCUCCGUCCUGCUCAGCAGCUACCUUUACGUCCGCUCUGGGCGUGCUGCUGCAGAGCAGCUGGCACUGGGCGGCAGCUCUGGAAAUGUGGCUUAUGACUUUUUCAAAGGACGUGAGCUCAAUCCACGAAUCAAAUACUUUGAUCUAAAAUUCUUCUGCGAGAUGCGCCCUGGUCUGAUUGGCUGGUGUCUGAUCAACUUUGCGCUGGCGCUGGCGGAGAUGAAACGGCAGGGUCUGGAGGCUCCCUCUCACGCCAUGAUCCUGGUAAACCUCUUCCAGCUGCUCUACGUGGCCGAUGGCCUCUGGAACGAGGAGGCCAUCCUGACCACCAUGGACCUAAUGCACGAUGGUUUUGGCUUCAUGUUGGCGUUUGGAGAUCUGGUGUGGGUGCCCUUCACUUACACCCUGCAGGCUUACUACCUGGUGAGCCGGCCCACCCCGCUGAAUCCCCCUGCCCUCGCUGCCAUUGUCACACUUAAACUUAUUGGAUUCUACAUCUUUAGAAAGUCCAACUCUGUGAAGAACGCCUUCAGGAGAAACCCAUCAGACCCCCAACUUUCCCACCUGAAGACCAUCCCCACAGCUACAGGGAGGAGUCUGCUGGUGUCUGGGUGGUGGGGGGUGGUGCGCCACCCUAACUACCUGGGGGACCUGCUGAUGGCUCUGGCCUGGUCCCUGCCCUGUGCAGAAAGGGCUGACGACGGUCAGCCAGCCGCAUACGAGAGCGCCCUGCGAGAGCGGGACAGACUCAACGUACGCAGUUCCUCCCCUCCUGAGGCCGUCUGGGGGUCGGAUGCCGCACACGUUCCCGACAAUAAUCGCCUGUGCUGCCAGCACACGUAUGCACGACGCGCCGAGCCUUGCAAGUUGGAAGAGACGAGGCAGCCGCUCUGCGGACCCGCGGACGGGUGGAUGACUGUGGUUGGUGACGAGGGUCUGGGGCCAGGGGCGCGAGCGAGAGAAGAUGGCACAAGAGUGUACGUGUUCGUUGACCGCACUGUAGGUUACACAUUCUUCGGCCCUGAGAGCCAAUAUGUCGCAGAAGCCAGAAAGAAUGGCUCCGCUCUUGUAUAG